AUUUCUCAACCCUAAUGUCUAUUAACUGUUUUGAUCAAUCAAUUGCUACGAUUGUGAGAUAGUGUGUCAAGUGACUGGGUAUGGGAGGAAAGAGAAAGAAGAGCGAAGGCAAAGGAGUGGAGGAAGAAGAUGCAGAGGCCUAUGGAGAGAAUUCUAGAUACAGUGACAGGAAGAAACAGAAGCAAGAGAUACUCCCAUCAAUGAUAAAGAACAAGGAGAAAAGAUCAGCCGUGCAUGCCAAACUCAAGCACCAGAAGUUGCUUGAUAAGCGCAAGAAGCUCAAGGCUCGCGAUGCUGCUGAGAAGCGAGCCCUUGAGCUUGGCGAGGAGCCUCCACCUAGGAAGACACCUCGUACCAUUGAGAAUACUAGGGAGUUGGACGAAACUGUCUGCAAGCCUGAUGACGAAGAGCUGUUUGCUGGUAAUGAUGUAGAUGAAUUUAGUGCAGUCCUAAAGGGCGAAUUGACACAGAAGAUAUUGAUCACUACAAGUCGUUUCAACUCUACUAGGGGACCGGCUUUUAUAUCAGAAUUGCUCUCAGUCAUACCCAAUGCACAUUACUAUAAGAGAGGAACCUAUGACUUGAAAAAGAUUGUAGAAUAUGCGAAAAACAAGGACUUCACUUCAAUUAUAGUUGUCCACACUAACCGCAGGGAACCAAAUGCUCUUUUAAUAAUUGGCUUGCCUGAUGGACCCACAGCCCAUUUCAAGCUCUCAAAUCUUGUUCUACGCAAGGAUAUAAAGAAUCAUGGAAAUCCUACCAGUCACGAGCCUGAACUAGUUUUAACUAAUUUUACAACACGUUUGGGCCAUCGCAUUGGGAGACUGAUACAGUCACUUUUUCCCCAAGAUCCAAAUUUUCGUGGUCGGCGGGUUGUAACCUUUCAUAAUCAACGAGAUUUCAUAUUUUUUCGACAUCAUAGGUACAUAUUUGAAACCAAGGAAAGUAAACAAAGCGAUUCAAAAGUAAAAAAGGCA
Messenger RNA from Carica papaya (papaya), 977 nucleotides. Lineage: Eukaryota; Viridiplantae; Streptophyta; Magnoliopsida; Brassicales; Caricaceae. The record is from RefSeq and is a predicted model, not a curated record.